Molecule: messenger RNA, 468 nt
Organism: Cooperia oncophora
Lineage: Eukaryota; Metazoa; Nematoda; Chromadorea; Rhabditida; Trichostrongylidae
Source: the annotation of a GenBank genome assembly
AUGGAUCGAUACACACUCAUACCUCUAUAUCAUCGGCAAGAUCUUAAUCAAAAGUGCAUAAAUCUGUUGAAUCAGGAAUGGCCUCGCAGUGAUGGUGCCCGAGAACAUUCUCAAGCAAAAUCGUGUCGCCUGACUCCGCCUAUGUCGUUCCUUUUCAUAGAAAACAGUACUGACAGGCUGAUCGGCCAUGCACGGAUAUGUCUCCUGCCGAACAGGCCAACUGCAUGCUGGAUUGAGUCUGUGAUUGUCGAAAAAGAGUGUCGUGGACUUGGUCUGGGGAAACUAUUGAUGGCAUCUUUGGAGGAUGCAGCCAAAGGAUUCGGAUUUGAUGAGGCCUACCUCUGUACUGACGAUCAAGUGAUCUUCUACGAAAGGUGCGGAUACAAGAAGUGCGACCCCAUUCUCCACUCUACAACAGCUACAUCCGUGUUUCCUGUGCCAAAUCUCAAGGUAACUUAUGUCUUCCUC